AUACAUGUUCAGCAAAUUUUUUACUCGCCGUGAUUUCAAAAUUCGAUGACGUUUACUAAAACAAUUAAGUAAAUAUCAAAAAACACGGUGCAUCGUUAACGUAUACAUAUACAAACUAAAAUAUUUCAGAAUUUUACUUAGUUGUGGAAAUCAGCUUCAGUUUACCAGUGGCAAGUGCGAAUUACAGUACCUAAAAGCGAUCGUGAGUAAAAUGGCCGAGAAAUUACGUUUUGAUGGUCGAGUUGCCGUUGUUACGGGUGCCGGUUCUGGGCUUGGUCGUGAAUAUGCACUGCUCUUUGGAUCUCGAGGGGCGAAGGUUGUGGUAAAUGAUUUAGGUGGUAGUUUCCACGGCGAUGGAGCAUCCAAACGAGCCGCAGAUAUUGUAGUCGAUGAGAUUCGUGCACAAGGAGGCACUGCGGUUGCUGAUUACAAUUCAGUUGUUGACGGUUCAAAGGUCAUAGAAACAGCUAUCAACAAUUUCGGUCGUGUCGAUAUACUAGUGAAUAAUGCGGGAAUUCUUCGCGAUCGCAGCAUUGCCAAGACUUCCGAUCUAGAUUGGGAUUUGAUAAAUGCAGUCCACUUAAAAGGCAGUUUCAAGUGUACACAAGCCGCUUGGCCGUAUAUGCGAAAACAAAAUUACGGACGGAUCAUUAUGACUUCAUCAAAUUCAGGAAUUUAUGGUAAUUUUGGUCAAGCCAACUAUUCAGCUGCGAAAAUGGGGCUGGUUGGCUUGGCCAACACAGUUGCCAUUGAGGGCCAGAAAAACAAUAUACAUUGCAAUGUUAUCAUUCCAACUGCGGCUAGUCGCAUGACCGAAGACAUCCUUCCAGACAUACUUUUCAAUGAGCUGAAACCACACCUGAUUGCACCUGUUGUGGUAUACUUGUGUCACGAAUCUUGCAAAGAUAACGGAUCCUAUAUUGAGAGUGCUGCGGGUUGGGCUACAAAACUAAAUAUUGUACGUGGCAAGGGUUGUGUAUUGCGCACAUCUAUUGAUCAAACUACCACAACGCCAGAAUACGUGCAAAGCGUAUGGGCAAAGAUCACUGACAUGACAGACGCCAAGCAUUUGGACACAAUCGGGCAGGCUUCUGGCUCUUUAUUAGAAGUUCUGGAAAAGUUGAAAGACGGCAAAUUUGGAGGAUACGAAGAUACUUUUAAAUAUAGCAACAAAGAUUUGAUUCUUUACGCAUUGGGUAUCGGUGCCAGUGUCAAAAAUGAAAACGAUCUCAAAUUUCUAUAUGAAAAUCACCCCGAAUUCUCGGCUAUCCCUUCAUAUUUUGUGUUGCCAGGUCUCAUGUUAUGUAUGACCACUGAUAUUGUAGGCAAUGCAUUACCUUCAGGAAAGGCUCAUCUAUCAAAUAUUCUACAUGGAGAACAAUAUUUGGAAAUAUGUGACGACAUUCCUACAAGCGGAACCCUUACCACUAUCGGAAAAGUAUUUGAUGUUAUGGACAAGGGGUCUGGCGCACUUGUUGUAACGAAUACUGACACAUAUGAUGAAAGUGGCCGACUUUUAGUUAAAAACCAAAGUUCCACUUUCAUAGUUGGAGCUGGAAAUUUUGGAGGAAAAAAGACACCGAUAAAAGGAGUUAUACCAAUUGUGAAUCCACCAAAUCGGAGCCCAGACGCCACAUGUCAAUACAAAACAACAGCGGACCAAGCCGCUUUGUACAGACUCUCUGGUGAUUUAAAUCCCCUACAUAUUGAUCCUGAUUUCGCAGCUUUAGGCGGAUUUAAGACACCAAUUUUACAUGGUCUAUGUUCAUUGGGUUUCUCAGUACGCGCGAUUUUGGCACAGUACGCCAACAAUAAUGUAUCACUUUUUAAAGCUGUAAAGUUAAGAUUUUCGGCCCCUGUUAUACCAGGUCAAACACUUAAGAUUGACAUGUGGAAGGAAGGCAAACGAGUUCUCUUUACUACCACCGUCGUGGAAACUGGAACGAAGGCAAUUAUUGGGGGAUAUGUAGAUCUAAAGGAUAUUGCGGCCAAAUUGUGAAGAUUCGAAAAACAUAUAUUCACUUGAUUCAAAACACAAUAAUAUUUUAUGGUUUUUAAAGGGGUAUUUUCUUAUUACUUAAAUAAAAUUAUUUUGUUAACUAUUA
Messenger RNA from Bactrocera tryoni, 2105 nucleotides. RefSeq names its product peroxisomal multifunctional enzyme type 2 (gene Mfe2). The transcript is spliced from 3 exons. Bases 212 to 1999 code for a protein of 595 amino acids. Gene Ontology annotation, molecular function: oxidoreductase activity. The record is from RefSeq and is a predicted model, not a curated record. Lineage: Eukaryota; Metazoa; Arthropoda; Insecta; Diptera; Tephritidae.